Molecule: messenger RNA, 2751 nt
Organism: Pogoniulus pusillus (Red-fronted tinkerbird)
Lineage: Eukaryota; Metazoa; Chordata; Aves; Piciformes; Lybiidae
Gene: DCLK3
Product: doublecortin like kinase 3
Exons: 5
Coding region: 143-2584 (813 amino acids)
Biological process (GO): peptidyl-serine phosphorylation; intracellular signal transduction
Cellular component (GO): cytoplasm; nucleus
Molecular function (GO): protein kinase activity; ATP binding
Source: RefSeq, a predicted model, not a curated record
AGGUGUGCCCCUCCUGUGCCUGCUCGCGGCGCCGCCUCCUCCUCCGGCACUCCUCCUCCUGCCUGCCCCGGGAGGCGGCGCGCAGGGACGGCGGCUCCGGUGCCGGCGGCCCCCGGCCCGAGCCCGGCCGCGUCCCCUCGCCAUGCCGGCCGCCGCGCCGCCGCCGCUUCACCCCGCCGCGGGCUCCUGCUGCCACUGCGCGGGGCGCCGAGCCUUGUUUGACCGUUCCUCGCACAACGCCAGCUCGAAGGCAAAAGAGAGGAGGCUGCAAGGGACUUGCCCUCCUGUUCGUCACGGGAACUAUGGCAGGGCAUGCCUGGGGGAGAGCAGCCACAGGUCCCUCUUUUUCAGCCCCCGCCACGGUUUUCACUCGCUGCAUUCGGAGCACAGCCCUGCGAAGCCGCGGGUGGUUACAGUGGUGAAGCCCGGCGGCCGCACGCUCAGGAGGAUAACUUUGCUCCUCAACAGAAGGUCCAUCCAGUCCUUUGAGCAGCUGCUGGGAGACAUUUCUGAAGCUCUGGGAUUCCCACGCUGGAAGAACGACCGCGUGAGGAAGCUUUACAGUCUGAGAGGCAGAGAGAUCCAAAGUCUUUCCGACUUCUUCAGGGAAGGCGAUGCCUUCAUAGCGAUGGGGAGGGAGCCUCUGACUUUGAAGAACCUGGAAGUGGUACUACAGGAACUUUAUCCUGAAAACCCUUACGCUGCCAGUUCUGCCAUUCAGCAGAGUGAGGAUCAGGCCCAAAAACUGAAGGGCAGGUUGUGUGACAAGGCUUUGAAAGUAGACAGUGGCUUUGACGAGACAGAAAUUGCCAAGAGCUGCAGUGAUGGCAUGUCUCCCCAGCCGGUAGCUGGGCAUGAAGGGAAAAGCCAAGCCAAACCAAAGCAAGAGGAAAACAUCAGAACCAAGAAAAAAUGGACUAGGGAGAGCUGGGAUGGUGAGCAAGGGUUGAAGCCUUCCAGAAAGACCCGAGAGAACGAGAGGUACCUUAACCACGCGAGGAGCCUUGAGGAGGGAUUAGAGGAGAGUCCGGAGGAGGUGGUGAGGUGCGAGAAGUGUGAGCAGGAAAGGCAGGCCAGGCAAAAGCUGCAGAGGGAGCGGCGAGCUGAGGCCUCGUUUGAGAACAGGGACCUGAACACAGGUGUGUGUCAGAGGUACCACCUGGAAAGAAAUGUGAAAAUCAGGAAUUGCAGGAAACCCACAGAAACUUGUCUGGAAGGUGAGGGUGUUGGUUGGAAAGACAAUGGCUGCAGGAGGACAUGGAAGCCUCUUCAUAGGAAUGAAGGGCUGGAAAAGCAAAAAAGGAGCCUGGAGAGGGAAAGGGAUGUGGAGAAACACGAAAGCCAUGGGAUGGAAGCAGUAAAAGUGAAGAAGAAUCCUGUGGAAGGACUGCAGGUAGCUCACGAAGCAAAGGAAGAGAAUGGAAGUAGCUGUGUGGUGAACCAAAGCGGCUGGCUGAAGAAAGACACACCAAGGGAUGCUGAGAAGCCAUCUAAAACACACAGGGAUGGCAGAGAGGGCCACAGGGCCAAAGAAGAAGGAAGCAGAAGAGAAGGGAACAUCACACGUAGAGAGAGCGACGUGACGCGGCGAGAGAAGACGGGGGAGCGCAAAGCGAACAAAGAAGAGAGCAAGGCUCAGGGGCUGGAGAAGCCGAGCCGCAGGCAUGCCAUCAAAAGCAGGACUGAUGUGGAGAAGUACUAUGAGAUUGGCAGAACUAUUGGGGAUGGGAACUUUGCAGUGGUGAAGGAAUGUCGCCACUCUGGCUCCGACCAGAUCUACGCCAUGAAAAUCGUCGAUAAGUCGAAGCUGAAGGGGAAGGAGGACAUGAUGGAGAGUGAAAUCCUGAUCAUUAGGAGUCUCUCUCAUCCCAACAUAGUGAGCUUAAUUGAAGUGUAUGAGACAGAAGCUGAGAUCUACUUAAUCCUGGAGUAUGUCCCGGGAGGGGACCUGUUUGAUGCAAUCAUAGAAAGCGUCAAGUUCACGGAGCACGAUGCUGCUGUCAUGAUCACCGACCUGUGUGAAGCACUGGUGUACAUCCAUGGCAAAAACAUUGUCCACAGGGAUCUCAAACCAGAGAACCUUUUGGUUCAGCAUAAUGCAGAUAAAUCUACUACCCUGAAACUAGCAGAUUUUGGCCUUGCAAAGCUGGUUACAAAACCCAUAUUUACCGUGUGUGGAACACCAACGUACGUUGCCCCCGAAAUCCUUGCUGAGAAGGGCUAUGGGCUGGAAGUAGACAUGUGGGCAGCUGGUGUGAUCCUUUACAUCCUGCUCUGUGGCUUCCCCCCCUUCCGCAGCCAGGAGCGUGACCAGGACGAGCUGUUUCAGAUCAUACAGCUGGGGCACUAUGAGUUCCUUUCUCCAUACUGGGACAAUAUAUCUGCAGCAGCAAAAGACCUCAUCACCAGGCUGCUGAUAGUGGACCCCCAGAAGCGCUACACAGCUCGCCAAGUCCUGCAGCACCCCUGGAUCCGAACAGCUGGCAAAACCAACGGCAGGAAUUUGCAGAGGGAGGUGACCAUCAAUAUCGAGCGGCAUUUCCGGGCCCAGCGCCGCAGGGAGGCUGCUGAGGAGGACACAUGAAACCCACUCUCAAGAUUGUUUAGUCUUCUUUUCACUCAUUUAACCAAUGUGGCUUUCUUUUCUAAAUCAGAGAAUCAUAGAAUCAGCCAGGUUGGAAGAGAGCUCCAAGCUCAGCCAGUCCAACCUAGCACCCAGCCCUGGUCAAUCAACUAGACCGUGGCACUAAU